Molecule: messenger RNA, 3263 nt
Organism: Setaria italica (foxtail millet)
Lineage: Eukaryota; Viridiplantae; Streptophyta; Magnoliopsida; Poales; Poaceae
Product: putative pentatricopeptide repeat-containing protein At3g16890, mitochondrial
Exons: 4
Coding region: 20-2035 (671 amino acids)
Molecular function (GO): protein binding
Source: RefSeq, a predicted model, not a curated record
AAGUUCAUGAGCUACCACAAUGAAGCGGAUGAGAAGCAGGAGGCUGCUCCCCAAUCUCCUUUCGCGCCUGCCCAAACCCACCUAUCUGUCCGCCCAAAUCCGCCAGAGAUCCAACAUUUCUGCUGAAUCCUGCCAGAAUGCGGCGGAAUCCGCCGCCGCCGCGGACCCGGCACGCGCGGCGUCGCUCCUGGCCGAGCCGAACUGGUUCGCGCGGAUCAACUCGGAGUUCGCCGCCGCCCUCCAGCAGAUGGGCCCGCGCUUCGUCGUCCGCGCGCUGCAGCACGCCGCCGCGGAGCCGCUCCUCUGCGUGCGCCUCUACGUCUGGGCGUCGCGGUUCGGCCAGCACUUCGCGCGGGACCGGUCCGUGCGCCGCGCGCUCGGGGACGCGCUGUGGCGGCGCGGGCCCGUGGUACUCUCCGCGGCGCUUGUCGCCGAGGUACAGGGGUGCGGGUGCGUGGUCUCUGAGGAGCUGCUAUGCGCGCUGGUGGAGAGUUGGGGCAGGCUCGGUCUGGCGCACUACGCGCACGAGGUGUUUGUGCAAAUGCCGCGCCUGGGGCUGCAGCCCAGCACGAUGGUUUACAACGCGGUGAUUGCGGCUUCGGUGCGCGCCGGCGCGGUCGACGCCGCGUACCUCAGGUUCCAGCAGAUGCCCGCGGACGGGUGCCGCCCGGACUCCUUCACUUACAACGCACUCGUGCACGGUGUCUGCCGGCGUGGGAUCGUCGACGAGGCACUAAGGCUGGUAAAACAGAUGGAGGGUGCUGGGAUCAGGCCGAAUGUUUUCACCUACACGAUGCUGGUCGAUGGUUUCUGCAAUGCUGGCAGGGUGGAGGAUGCGGUUGGUGUGUUGGAGAAGAUGAAGGAGAAGGGUGUGGCAACGACAGAGGCCACGUACAGAACACUGAUUCAUGGUGUGUUUCGUUCCCUGGGUACAGACAAGGCAUACAGGAUAUUGAGUAAGUGGCUUGAGAGUCAUCCUGCUCUGCAUCAUCAAAAUGCUUAUCACACCUUGCUGUAUUGCCUCUCGAAGAACGGCAUGACCAAAGAGGCAGUUGAGCUUGUGGAUAAGAUGAAAAAUAGAGGUUAUCCCCUCGGCAACACAACAUUUGGCAUUGUGAUCUCUUGUGCUUUGAAACGCUUGGAGUUCAGUUAUGUAUGUGAGUUGGUAGAUGAUUUCAUCAAGAAAGGUGGGAAACUGGGAUUUAAUGUAUAUAUUCUGAUCAUCAAAUCCUUGCUGAGCUGCAAGGACAUCUCAAAGGCACAGAAGUAUUUAAGUCAAAUGGUUUCGGAUGGGCUCUUUUCUAGUGUGACAUCCUACAACAUGGUGAUAGAUUGCCUCUCCAAGGCUGGUGAAGUGGAAAUGGCAAUGGAGAUUGUCAAAGUGAUGCAAGAAUCAGGUUUCCUUCCUAAUCUCGUGACUUUUAACACACUGAUAAGUGGAUAUUCGAAAUUAGGCAAUGUACAUGACGCAAAGGCUGUUCUGAAGAUGCUUAUGGAACUUGGGUUCAUGCCAGAUAUCAUUACUUUUACCUCCCUUAUUGACGGGCUAUGUCACACCCAUCAGCUGGAUGAUGCCUUUGCUUGCUUCAAUGAGAUGUCGGAGUGGGGUGUUAAGCCGAAUGUCCAGACCUACAAUGUUCUGAUACGUGCAUUUUGUUCAGAAGGGCAUGUUAACAAGGCCGUCGAUCUUCUUAAUAAAAUGAAAAUGGAUGGCAUUUGUCCAGAUGCAUAUUCCUUCAAUGCACCUAUUUUGAGUUUUUGCAGGAUGAGAAAAAUAGAUAAAGCUCACAAACUUUUCACUGCCAUGUUAAAAUAUGGUGUGGCGCCAGACAGUUACACAUACAAUACCCUGAUAAAAGCUGUAUGUGAUGAAAGAAGAGUUGAUGAAGCUAAGGAAAUUCUUCUUGCGAUGGAGUCAAGUUCCUGCAUCGCUGCAUAUCAAUAUACGUAUUGGCCAGUUGUUGGUGCACUUACUAAAAUGGGCCGUUUCAGUGAGGCAGGAGUGUUCAUCAGACUGUCAAUGUGUGAAUUAUAAUUUAUCAGCUACAUGCUAUUAAAUAAAUGAAUGCUUCCCUUCUGCAGUGAAAAAUGCAGAGUAUGCUGUGCUCAUCUUUGCUAAGUGUCCUUGAAUUUUUAUCUGAAGUGUUGGUUCCAAGUGAAGCAUCAGGACCUUCUCAUUGCCUUAAAGAAUUGGGCUCACUAGCAUGACUGCAUUUCAAGUAUUAUGCGGAUUUGCACUCCCCCUCAGAAAACCCAUUCAGGACAAUUUGGUCCGACGAUCCCCCAGCAACCAAUCUACUACCUCGGGAUACCCCUCGGGCAGCCAACCUCUGUAAGAUGCCACGCUUAGGCUAAACAGUCAGCAUCAUGCACAUGCAACAACAGAGGAGCUCUCCUUUGCUUGUUGCUUCUCAAGUGGUUCAGAGUUCAGACUGCGUCCAGCAUCCACCUCAUGGCCAAUGUUUUGAAUCACAGGGGAGCUGUUCGCCGUCAGCUGUGCAUUCUCCUUACAGUGGCUCGAUGUUUUCAAUCGCUGACGUGAACAUGCAUUUUUUUUUUAAGUUCAAGGAUCCGGGUGAUAUUCAUGGAAAAGUUUAAGAACCGCCAGUACAUUCUAUGUUUAUGGAUGCCCGCACAUUGCUUCCAAGUUCCCCACUGCGCAUCCGCUACCUCUUCAUCGGCAUUCUCAAGGAUGCUUCAUUUCUUCCCGAAGGAAUCCUUGGAAGUCCUUGCCACUCGACACACCUCCCUAUCGCAAACCGUGAUAGCUUAUCAGCACUCAACGACCAACCUGUGGGUUGUCGCCAUCGAUCGCCGUUGCGUCAAAGGAGUGGAAUAAGCCUAGAACAAAUUAAAACUGACGGCGACCUUUGGAGCCGGUUCCCACCUUGCUGUCAUGAUCAGGCCUCGGUGAAUGAACAGCGGCCUCCGUCGUAGUCGUGAGGAAAUUGCCCCGAAGGAGGGGACGCUUGCGACCUACAGCCUCGUUUACUCCUCCUCCAUAGGCUUUGGCCUUUGGCCCCACGCAUCUCAACGGCCAUGACUACAUUGUUUUAUUUGUCCUCUGAAUUCUGGGUGGUCGGGUCAGCAGAACACGUGCGGAUUUGCGAAAAGUCUCGCGCUUCUUUAUCUAAUUUUCCCAGGUCGAAAAUGACGCCCGUUGUUGCAGCUCGUCUCUCAGGAAUUUUCUCUUUGCCGUUGGAUGGAUGGAUUUGGUGGCAGGGCAGGUUCAUUGCACCCAAGAGGCCAAGAGAUCGGCGCAC